CCAGCCGCAGACUGUGGCUGAGCAUGGAGCUGUCCCCCCGCAGUCCUCCAGAGAUGCUGGAGUCCGAUUGCCCGUCACCCCUGGAGCUGAAGUCAGCCCCCAGCAAGAAGAUGUGGAUUAAGCUUCGGUCUCUGCUGCGCUACAUGGUGAAGCAGUUGGAGAAUGGAGAGGUGAACAUUGAGGAGCUGAAGAAAAACCUGGAGUACACAGCUUCUCUGCUGGAGGCUGUCUAUAUAGAUGAGACACGGCAAAUCUUGGACACUGAAGAUGAGCUUCAGGAGCUGCGGUCAGACGCCGUGCCUUCGGAGGUGCGGGACUGGCUGGCCUCCACCUUCACCCAGCAGGCCCGGGCCAAAGGCCGCCGAGCAGAGGAAAAGCCCAAGUUCCGAAGCAUUGUGCAUGCUGUGCAGGCUGGGAUCUUCGUGGAACGGAUGUUCCGGAGAACAUACACCUCUGUGGGUCCCACCCAUUCCACUGCAGUCCUCAAUUGUCUCAAGAACCUGGACCUCUGGUGCUUUGACGUCUUUUCCUUGAACCGGGCAGCAGAUGACCACGCCCUGAGGACCAUUGUUUUUGAGUUGCUGACUCGACAUAACCUCAUCAGCCGCUUCAAGAUUCCCACUGUGUUUUUGAUGACUUUCUUGGAUGCCUUGGAGACAGGCUAUGGGAAGUACAAGAAUCCUUACCACAACCAGAUCCAUGCAGCUGAUGUGACCCAGACAGUCCAUUGCUUCUUGCUCCGCACAGGGAUGGUGCACUGCCUGUCGGAGAUUGAGGUCUUGGCCAUCGUCUUUGCUGCAGCUAUCCAUGACUACGAGCACACAGGCACUACCAACAGCUUCCACAUCCAGACCAAGUCAGAAUGUGCCAUCCUGUACAAUGAUCGUUCCGUGCUGGAGAACCACCACAUCAGUUCUGUUUUCCGAAUGAUGCAGGAUGAUGAGAUGAACAUUUUCAUCAACCUCACCAAGGAUGAGUUUGUAGAACUGCGGGCCCUGGUCAUUGAGAUGGUGUUGGCCACAGACAUGUCCUGUCAUUUCCAGCAAGUGAAGUCCAUGAAGACUGCCUUGCAGCAGUUGGAGAGGAUCGACAAGUCCAAAGCCCUGUCUCUACUGCUCCAUGCUGCUGACAUCAGCCACCCAACCAAGCAGUGGUCUGUCCACAGCCGCUGGACGAAGGCCCUCAUGGAGGAAUUCUUCCGCCAGGGUGACAAGGAGGCAGAGCUGGGCCUGCCUUUCUCUCCACUCUGUGAUCGCACAUCCACUCUGGUGGCACAGUCCCAGAUUGGUUUCAUUGACUUCAUUGUGGAGCCCACGUUCUCUGUGCUGACUGAUGUGGCCGAGAAGAGUGUCCAGCCCCUGGUGGAUGAAGACUCCAAGUCUAAAAACCAGCCCAGCUUCCAGUGGCGCCAGCCUUCUCUGGAUGUGGAAGUGGGAGAUCCUAACCCUGAUGUGGUCAACUUCCGCUCCACAUGGAUCAAGUACAUUCAGGAGAACAAGCAGAAGUGGAAGGAACGAGCAGCGAGUGGUAUCACCAAUCAGAUGUCCAUUGAUGAGCUGUCCCCCUGUGAAGAAGAGGCCCCACCCUCCCCUGCUGAAGAUGAACACAACCAGAAUGGAAAUCUGGACUAGCCCUGGGGCUGGCCCAGGUCCUCAUUGAGUCCAAAGCGUUCGAUGUCAUCAGCACCAUCCAUCAGGACUGGCUCCCCCAUCUGAACCAAGGGAGCGUGGAGGUUGUGGAAGAGACAACCCACCUGAAGGCCAAAUGCCAGAGACGUGUGGCUGGGGGAAGGGCCCCUCCCCACCUGACACCCAUUGGGGCGCACUUUAAUCUCCCGGCAGCAAGACUGGAGAGCUUCAGGUUCCCAGUGGCCACUGUGCCCAACCCCUGCCUCUGGGCUCCCCUCUUGGCCAGAUAGCUGUUUUGGAGGGGGGCUUCCUGGAGGCUUCCCAUGGCCUGGGCGGGGGUGGGGGGGUUCAGAGAUGCCAGCCCCCUGGGCCCUCCCCUAUCCUUUUUGCCUCCAAGUUUCUAAGCAAUACAUUUUGGGGGUUCCCUCAGCCCCCCACCCCAGAUCUUAGCUGGCAGGUCUGGGUCUUCCAUCUCUCCCCCUGGGAAGGGCUGGAAUAGGAGAGAAAGCUGGGUUUUUUCAGAGCCCUUACGUGGGGAGGGGAGUGGGUUCCUUCAGGGCAUGGUACCUUUCUGGGACCUGAGAAUUGGGGGGGGUGUUCUUCUUUAUCCUAGACUUGCACUGCUUCCAGCCCCACCCUGCAGUCUUCCUUCUCUCUCAUUUGGAAAUGGUGACUGGGGGAGAAGAGGAGCCAGUGGGAAUGGGGCUGAGGGGAGGCCUUCCCUGGGGUCCUUACAAACUUGGGACUAGCCUGGGCUUCUGGGCUUGUCACCUGCCCUUGCUAAGUCCCAAGGCUAUUGCCUCCUUUUGUCUCCUCUGGGGCUGGGAGGCUUCCAUCCGACCAAUGUCUGUAAAGUGCUUUGAGAUCUCCCCACCAAAGCACCUUCGGGUUGCAUCUUAGGGGCACAGACAGGAGAGACCAGCUGGCGUAGGGUUGAGGCUGUGUGGGGAGGGUGGUGUAUAACUCAGAAAUCCUGUGUUGCUAGCAGAGGUUCCCCCCACUCUCCCAUCUCCAACAGCUGGCCUAGCUGCAGGCACCAAGAGGCCCCUCUCCGGGGAGUGGUGGGUGAAAGGCAGAUGGGGGGGAGAGCUGCCUCUGUCAUGUCCUCUGGAGAGAGCCCAGCCAGGCUGUGUGCUCUUUCCUCUCAGGCUCCUUGUCGUCCCUACCUUGCCCCCAGAAAGGCCCAAGUCCAGGUGACUGCCCUCCUCCUCUCUUGUAAAUACCAACCAUGCAUUUGUACAGUGGGCCCUGUUCGUGUGAAGUCCAUAUCCAGGGUCUCUUAGACCUGCCACCCUUACCCUUGUCCCUCCCAACCCACCCUGAGUGGGGCAGAGACGCAUGUGACUCACCCCUGCCCUUGGUCUCCCAGACCUCUACUAUAGCCAGAGACCAAUAAAGAAGGGAGACUAGGCCUGGCUGUGUUUGCCUGUGUUUGUGGGUGGACGUCGACAGAGCAUCGUGGACACUGCCUUUUGUAAGCUUGAGAUCGUGGUGAGCUGUUCUCCCUGAUGUCUGUAUCCGUAUAUCUAUAUCUGGGCAAGCUCAAACCCAGAGAGGAGCUGUGCCUGAGGGCACAUGGUGGGUACAGGUCAGGUGGGCUCUCUCCUGCCGAGGCUCUGCUGCUCUCCGCUCCCCAUGCUGCCGCUCCAGCAAGGAGUGGGAAAGAAUCUCACCUUCCCUCUUUCUCUCCCCUCCUCUACCCGGGAAAGUCUAUAGAAGUGGUAGAAGGGGUCUGGCUGUAGGAUCUGAGGGAGUUUCUUCAGCUAUGUUUGCUUUUUGUCCUAUUCUGGCUCCUCAGUGUCUAGGAAAAGGGGAGAGAUGACCCUUCCAGUUCCCAGCAGGGCAUCUUUGGUAACAGCCACUAUAUUCUCUACCAUUUUUGCUAACAGUUGGAAUAAGGGAUGGUGGUCUCACAGCUGGAGGAGAGAACACGUUCUGAAGCUUGAGAAUUCAAAAGAAAGACAGCCAGGUUUGGAGGGUAGGCAAGGAGUCACCAUCUAACCAACACCAAAACUCCCUUUUCCCCCAGCCAAGUGCCAACAUGCAGCUCCUGCAUCUGUCCCGCAGAGGGCGCCCACAGCACAUUCCCUGCUGGUCAGGGCGCGGGCCUCAGAGCUCCAAGUCUUCCAGGGACAAGGCAGCCCUGCCAGGUGGUUGUAUUGUCCCUCUAUAAAAGACAGCUUGGGACUAUUCUUCCUUCUGGGCACCCUGAAAGUUAGUUUUCCCACUUAUCUGACUCCCAUCUCUCUUGUACAUCAAGUAAAGGGAGGGCUGGGGAAGAACUCUUUCUUUCUUAAGGCUUCUGCCAGCUUCCCCAUUUCUUCCCCCCAGAAACCAUUGAUC
This is a messenger RNA of Tupaia belangeri chinensis (Chinese tree shrew), 3971 nucleotides long. RefSeq names its product phosphodiesterase 1B (gene PDE1B). The record is from RefSeq and is a predicted model, not a curated record. NCBI's taxonomy places the organism in Eukaryota, Metazoa, Chordata, Mammalia, Scandentia, Tupaiidae. Gene Ontology annotation, biological process: signal transduction. The transcript is spliced from 16 exons. Gene Ontology annotation, molecular function: 3',5'-cyclic-nucleotide phosphodiesterase activity. The coding region runs from base 24 to 1631 and encodes 535 amino acids.